CCAUCCCAUUGACUAACUUUGUAUCAGGGUAGCAUCCCGCCAUACAUCGAUCUGAUAACUACUAGGAAGCUGCUCCGUUGUCUUGCAUUGCCGACACAUCACGUCGAUCCCGUCUACGUGUAUGAGGAUGGUAACCGUCAAGGUCUUGGCAAAGGCACAGUUGAACAUCGCACCAUUCAUCGUCAACAAUCGCGAAGCACUAAAUGGUCUCCAAGUCUGCAUUAUCUAAACGAGCUUCCCUGAUUACAUGGUAGCAGAAUCGCACCUUGGCAUUGCUAACAUUGCGCGAUUCCCUCGGGGCGAGAUAAAGAUCGGGCUUAGAGCGCUGCUAUUCUCAAUACGACCUUCCUCAUUGCUCGAAUCGACCGUCCGGGGGGCUCCACACAAAGGUGUAUGAUGCCAUCCGCCCAUGCGGCAUAACACGAGAGAACAAGACGACUGAAGAUAAUUUAAAGCUUCAAUUCCCCGAGCUAGUGAGAUAGAAUCAGUGGUCCUCGCUCCAAUAUACCCAUUUGCCGAAUUCAUCACGAGGAGUUCUCCGCCGUCAGGAUGAAGCUCUCGGCCACGUCCGUCCUUGUGUCCUGGGCAAGCCUCGGCGCCUGUUUUAUUCACGAGCGGCAGACGUCGAAGCCUCUCGUAGACUCGGGCAGCUUCCAAGAACAAAUUACCAAAGAGAAUCUGGAAGCCAACCUGGUCCGGCUGAGCGACAUCGCGACGGCCAACGGCGGCAACCGCGCCUUCGGCUACCCAGGCUACGACGCCUCCGUCGACUUCAUCUGGAGCCGCAUCUCGGCCGUCCAGGGCGCCAAAGUCUGGAAGCAAGACUUCCCGGCCGUCUUCAGCAGCGAGCUGAGGGCCAAACUGACCGUCGACGACGAGGAUCUCGCCGCCUACGGUUUGUCGGGAUCUCCCUUCACGCCGGGCGCGGGCAUCACUGGCGAACUUGUCGCCGGCCCGGAGGGCGUCGCCGCGUGCGAGGCGGCGUCGUACGCGGACCUCGAUGUGGCCGGCAAGAUCGUCCUGGUCCGCGAGGCGUUGUGCCCGGGCUACCGAGACGGGUACCACGCCGGCGUCAUGAAGCCGGCCGCCGCCGCGGGCGCCGAGGCGGUGAUUGUCAUCAACGACUUUUACCUGAACCUCACCGCCGGGACCCUGGGCCCCGCGGACGACGGGACCUACGUCCCGACGGGCUUCGUUAACCAGUACGUGGGAGACCCGCUCAAGGCUCGUCUAGACACCGGCGAGACACUGACUGCUACGUUCUGGGAGGACGAGUUCGUCGACAGGCGGGUGACGCAGAAUAUCUUCGCCGAGACAGAGGGCGGAGACGAGAACAAUGUCAUCGUUCUCGGAGCGCACCUCGACAGCGUUGCCUGGGGACCAGGCAUCAACGACAAUGGAUCCGGAACGUCGCUCCUGCUCGAGCUGUUUCUCGCCCUGAGCAAGUACAGCACCAACAACAAGAUCCGCUUCGCGUGGUGGGGUGCCGAAGAGAGAGGCCUAGUCGGGUCGCGGUACCACGUCAACAACCUCAGCGCGGCCGAGGCGGCCAGCAUUCUCGCCUACCUCAACUUCGACAUGGUCUCCCGGGGCUACUACGGUGUGUUCGACGGCGACGGCGCCUCAUACGGCGUCGCCGCACCGCCCGGCUCCGACGUGAUCCAGGAGCUCUUCGCCGCCGAGUUCGCCGCCAGGGGCGUCAACGUCACGGCGGCCCGGUUCACCAACGGCAGCGACUACGCCUCGUUCUGGCAGGUCUUGAACAAGCCCAUCGGGGGCCUGCACACCGGGACCGGUUCCGCGCAGGACCCGUGCUACCACCAGCAGUGCGACGGCAUUAACAACCCGGACCUGGACCAGCUCACCGUAAACGCAAAGACCACCGCCCAUGUGCUAUCCGCCUUGGCUCUAGAUGGGACCAAUCUGAUCAAGAAGCUUGGCGUUCGCGGCCUUCCCAUCCGCUUGGCUGGAGGCGAGAGGAUCAUCGCAACGGUGGAGGAGUCGGAUGACGAGCAUCAUCAUUGCUGAGGACCGGAUCCUGCAUGCACUGCGCUUUUGGCACUUAAUAUCAUACAUGUCCAAUCUAAACAAACGAAAUUCGAGCCGAUGGCUCUUUAUGAGUCGUUCCGUUUAUAUCG
Colletotrichum destructivum is the source of this 2138-nucleotide messenger RNA. RefSeq names its product Putative PA domain, peptidase M28, PA domain superfamily. Lineage: Eukaryota; Fungi; Ascomycota; Sordariomycetes; Glomerellales; Glomerellaceae. Gene Ontology annotation, biological process: proteolysis. The record is from RefSeq and is a predicted model, not a curated record. Gene Ontology annotation, molecular function: metalloexopeptidase activity. The coding region runs from base 550 to 2028 and encodes 492 amino acids. The transcript has 5 exons.